Molecule: messenger RNA, 899 nt
Organism: Malus domestica (apple)
Lineage: Eukaryota; Viridiplantae; Streptophyta; Magnoliopsida; Rosales; Rosaceae
Product: glucosamine 6-phosphate N-acetyltransferase
Biological process (GO): UDP-N-acetylglucosamine biosynthetic process
Cellular component (GO): Golgi apparatus; endoplasmic reticulum-Golgi intermediate compartment; endoplasmic reticulum
Molecular function (GO): monosaccharide binding; glucosamine 6-phosphate N-acetyltransferase activity
Source: RefSeq, a predicted model, not a curated record
AUAUGAUUUGCCUGCAGAGAAGCUCGUCCCUUCGGGGACAUCCGAUAAAAUUGGAACGAUACAGAGAAGAUUAGCAUGGCCCCUGCGCAAGGAUGACACGCAUAAAUCGAGAAAUGGUCCAAAUUUUUUUUUGAUUCGUCCAAUCAAACGGUUUCAAUCUCCGUUUCGCUCCAUUCAAGUUGGCAACCAGCACUGCACCUUUCUGCAAAGAUGGAGAGGAGUGAAGGGCAAACUUUUCGAGUCCGAAAAUUAGAGAUGUCAGAUAAAAGCAAGGGUUUCAUACAACUGUUGCAACAGCUAACUGUUUGUGAUUCUGUAUCUGACAAGGAGUUUGCAGAUAGGUUCGGAGAGAUUAGCUCCCUCGGAGAUGACCAUGUUAUCUGUGUUAUAGAAGAUGAUCGCUCGGGGAAGAUUAUUGCAACUGGAAGCGUGUUCAUCGAGAAGAAGUUCAUCAGGAACUGUGGCAAAGUCGGUCACAUUGAAGACAUUGUGGUUGACGCUGAUGCUCGUGGGAUGCAGUUAGGGAAGAAAAUCAUUAGCUUCCUCACGGAUCAUGCUCGUUCUGUCGGGUGUUAUAAGGUGAUUCUUGAUUGCAGCAACGAGAACAGAGCAUUCUAUGAGAAGUGCGGCUUCAAGCAGAAAGAAAUUCAGAUGGUCAAGUAUUUCACUUGAAAAGCUUUCUUUUUCUUGAUGUAUUUUUCUUCGUGUCUUUCGAUCUUCACUCGAAAUAAGGCCGCAAAUGCAAUUUGUAACUCAAGAACCAUGAUUUAUGACUUGUUGAUGUUGGCAUUUUGCUUCGUUUGUAUUGCGUUGCAUUGUGCAGUAUGAAACAAAGGAAGGUCCAGCAUAAAACAAUGCGUGAAAAUCAUUUCUCUAAUUUUACCGGUCAUUUGCGUUCA